Messenger RNA from Boleophthalmus pectinirostris (great blue-spotted mudskipper), 1749 nucleotides. It is a transcript of the gene cxcl14, whose product is annotated as chemokine (C-X-C motif) ligand 14. Gene Ontology annotation, biological process: antimicrobial humoral immune response mediated by antimicrobial peptide; cell chemotaxis. Gene Ontology annotation, molecular function: chemokine activity. Gene Ontology annotation, cellular component: extracellular region. The record is from RefSeq and is a predicted model, not a curated record. Lineage: Eukaryota; Metazoa; Chordata; Actinopteri; Gobiiformes; Gobiidae. Bases 299 to 595 code for a protein of 98 amino acids. The transcript has 4 exons.
UGCUGUCCACACUGCUUGAUUCGCUGUCUGCUCGUGCAUAUUAAUGAGCGGGGGAACAGCGGGCUGCUUUUAAAAGAGGGAGAGAGAGAGGGAGCGAGCUAAAACAGUCCGAGGAGGUUGGGAAUAGGGGAAGCGCACGGGACGCACGCUCCGAGUUGCACAACCAGGCGCACGGACGAGGCUGAAACAACAAGGAGGGGAGCAGGAGAGUUUGACCGAGGGCUGAGAAGUGCGAAGUGGACAGUUUUAACCCGAAAUUGCGGAGUGUUUUGUGGAAGAAAGGCUCUCUCCGGGAACCAUGAGUCGCUACGUGACGCUACUUUUGUUGGUAUUGGCUGUGUGCGUCUUGAGCGCAGAAGCGUACAAGUGCCGGUGCACACGUAAAGGACCCAAGAUCCGCUACAAGGACGUGCAGAAGCUGGAGCUCAAACCCAAGCACCCGUUCUGCCAGGAGAAGAUGAUUUUUGUGACGAUGGAGAAUGUAUCACGGUUCAAAGGUCAGGAGUACUGUCUUCACCCUAAACUCCAGAGCACCAAGAACCUGGUCAAGUGGUUUCGCAUCUGGAAGGACAAGCACAGGGUUUAUGAAGCCUAAGACCACAACCUUCUCUCACUUCUGGAUCAUAUGACAAAUAAAGCCGGACUAUAUUACUUAACAUGUGAAGUCAUCUGCAAUCAAACUAUACUUCUUGCUCCGGAUUGCAUCUAUCAGUCAUAUAUUGUGGCUCUGUGGAUGGACACAUGUUGUCAGUAGUCUUUCAGCAGUUAUCAAUGUUACACUUUAGGCACGGGGAAACAUAUAGAUAUACUUUAUAUUAUUUCAAAGGACUUGUGCAUAUAUUCUUUUCUGAUCCUGGUGUGAAACAUGUGAGUGAUCCAGACUAUGCUGUUUUUUUCAGUGCUGUACCUGGAAGUGCAGUGUUCUGUGAUGUGUAUGUGAGCUUCAUCUGUCAUUCUUUGUCAUAUAGCAUAUAACCACUAUUAAUAUGUAAACAAUUAUUUGUCUUUGUAAAUCAUAAUGAGGUUUAGGAAAACAAUGGGGUUCAGGAGUUAUGUGCCAUUCAUAACAGACCAGUAGUGGGUGAUAAAUUUGCAUUAUAUUUGUUUGGCCUGUCACGUAUAUUACAUUAAAAAGAACAAAACAAUUCACAUGCAAGACACAUAUGUAAAUGUCUUCAAUAAAAAAGUAGGCCUACAUAUCCCUAUUUGUAAAUUAAAUGUUCAAAUUUCUCCAAGGAUAUGUUAUUGCUUUCCCUGAUGUAUUCCACAGUAUGGAUCUAGAAAUACCAGUACCAAAAAAAAAAAAAAAACGUUGAAAGCAGUCAUUUUUACUGUGAGUGGGCUCGCCUAUCCAUAGAUCUUUUUGAAGAUCCUGUCCUUGAUACUGUGGAACAGGCAAUAAUGUGGAAACAAGUAAAGUAAACAAGGAUAUAUUGUGGGCUGUCACAUUUGCAUACACUAUAGAACUUUUUGAACUGGUACCUUCUCUAUAUGCUGUGUGAACUCUUUUUGUAAUUGGCUGUGGUUUUGUUAUAUUCACAUCAACACAUUUACACAGAAUGUGCAUUAUUCUUGUUUUAUAUAACUUAUAAACAAAAACUAUAAAUAUAGACCUAGACCUAUGUUUAGGAUAUAUAGAUCAUAUUGCUAUAGAUUUUGUAAAUGAACUGUAAGCUUGUAUGUAACUGAUUAUUCUGAAUAUGUUUGUAUAGACCAUUGUAAACAGGUCACUCCAGUGAGUGUAAAACA